AUGCUUUUACAAGGACCUACUUCCGAUUUGAUAGCCAAGCUUAAGAAACUUCAAGACGAAAAUUGGAUCGACAAGAAUACGCGAGCCAUUUUUGUGGAGUUUUCCAUGUUUAACGCUCAAGUGAAUUACUUUUCUGUCAUCCAGCUGACCAUAGAAAUCCCAGCGGAAGGGUACCUACUGCCGUCAUCCUGGAUAGAAUCCGUUCGUCUAAUGAGGAGCCACGGAGGUGAUGGCAAAGUCAAUGUAUUGUUUGAGACACUCUAUAUUGCCUACGCUGUUAUAAGCUUCUGUGUGAACACCUUGACCUACGUUACAAACGUAGUGUCCGCAUAUCGUACUCGACCACGACGAUGUAAUCCUGUACGACUUUUUGCGCAUCUUUUCAUAGUACGUUUCUGGGACCUUGUUGAUUUAUUCGUUGGUAUUCUAGCAAUCACGUCUGUGAUCGCAUAUUACCUCCGACAAGUAUACAUUGAU
Molecule: messenger RNA, 477 nt
Organism: Ostertagia ostertagi
Lineage: Eukaryota; Metazoa; Nematoda; Chromadorea; Rhabditida; Trichostrongylidae
Source: the annotation of a GenBank genome assembly